AUGAUCUACAACGUCCUGCCAGCGGUCGUCCAAAACCGCAUUCCCACACUCCCUUCCAUUCGACAAUCUCUCAGCGACAUUCGUAUACGGACGCUACAUGCCAAGCAUAUUGACGCUGCCACCGACAUAUCCCCUCCGGCGACCCCUCCUCCAGGAUACACCUCACGGCCCGGCAGCGCUCGAUCGCACUGUAGCUCGGUCGUUUCCACCGAUGGGGAGUCAACUCUUCAUGACGACGUCUCGGAGCGUCCAGAGUCGUUAAUGAGCACCCCUCCGCCGUUUAGCGUCUUCGAGUCGAAGACAGGCAUCAAUUGGAAGUAUGCGAAUCAGGGAAUCAGUCUCACAACGCAAGCCUACCAAGAAUCUCAUGCUCUCGCUCGCAGGCCCGACGAUACCGCGACCGUCCUCACUCGACAGCUAUACCUCCAUGGAAUGACAUAUUUGCUGCGAGGCCUGCCAGCUGACCUCACACCGGAAGAGACGUUAAGCCUCCAAGCCGCCAUACCACAGGGCUUAGUCAACAUCCAGAACGAGCCGGACGCACACGCCGUAGUCCCGUUCACGCAAGAUAACCCAAUGGCAUGCGGGGCUCCUUCCGACGCAUCGAUAUUACACCGUGUCACGGCCGUGGUCGUCUUCCAGACCUUCAUCACGAUCCAGUUUCUGCUUCCAUACCUAAGGCUGUUCGCCGGGCAUGCAUAUCAGUUCGAGAGACAGCACAAAGUCACCCAACGGGUGGUCAGCAAUGGUAUCAUGACUGCCGAUGCGCUGAGGCGGAGAAGCCUGCAAUUGUCCCAUACCAUCUGCCAGAUGAAUGACGGGAAGGUGGGACAGGCCAUCAAUGACUUGACGUUGUGGUGGGUACGAGGGCUCACCGGAGGCCUUCAGCAGGGCAUCGCAGAUGGAGUUACGGUGUUUAGCAACGAGAGAUUUACGACUUCUAAGGGUCGAGUGGAGAAGGUUGACUGA
Messenger RNA from Trematosphaeria pertusa, 969 nucleotides. RefSeq lists its product as uncharacterized. Bases 1 to 969 code for a protein of 322 amino acids. The record is from RefSeq and is a predicted model, not a curated record. NCBI's taxonomy places the organism in Eukaryota, Fungi, Ascomycota, Dothideomycetes, Pleosporales, Trematosphaeriaceae. The transcript is spliced from 2 exons.